Messenger RNA from Periophthalmus magnuspinnatus, 8990 nucleotides. Its product is annotated as nipped-B-like protein B. Gene Ontology annotation, molecular function: chromatin binding. Lineage: Eukaryota; Metazoa; Chordata; Actinopteri; Gobiiformes; Gobiidae. Gene Ontology annotation, biological process: establishment of mitotic sister chromatid cohesion; embryonic viscerocranium morphogenesis; heart morphogenesis. The transcript has 47 exons. Gene Ontology annotation, cellular component: Scc2-Scc4 cohesin loading complex. The record is from RefSeq and is a predicted model, not a curated record. The coding region runs from base 127 to 8436 and encodes 2769 amino acids.
CUCUCCUCCUCCAGAGCUCCACUUCUCUUUCUCAUCACAUCCCGAGGAUUCCGGAGAUGUGAGGAAUAGGAAGAGUGUUAUUGAACAGCUUAGCUUCUGACACUGUCUCUUGACCUCAUCUUCAGCAUGAAUGGUGAUAUGCCUCAUGUUCCCAUAACUACUCUUGCUGGAAUUGCUAGCUUGACAGACUUGUUGAACCAGCUCCCGUUGCCUUCUCCACUGCCUGCUACGACAGCUAAAGGUCUCCUCUACAGCAGUAGGAUCUCUGAAGAGGUCAACAAUUUACUGGUAUGUCGGGAUGAAAAUCUGGUGACUCAGCUGGUCCACAGUCUCAACCAGGUCUCGACUGAACAUAUUGAAUUGAAGGACAAUCUUGGCAACGAUGAACCAGAAGGGGACAUGCCUUUGCUGUUGCAAACCUUGUUGUCAAGGAACCCCAAAAUCUUCAGGGAUAAAAGUAUGCCUUCCCAGAACGAGGUUUGGGGUGGUGUUAGGCAGCCAUCUUUGAUUCAGCAGUACAAAGUGACUCAGAAUCAAGUUCAUGGCAGCCCUGCAUCUAACUAUCAGCAAACCUCUGUUCCCCCAAGUCCUUCUGGAUGUUUUACUCCUCAGCAGUCUGGGUCCGGUGCAAGAUUUAUAACCAAACAGAACAGUCCCAUAUCCAGUCCCUACACCCCACAGAGUCCUGACGACUAUUUGCAAUACAAUCCGCCUAGUUAUUCUCAACACCAACAAGCUCAACAAGCUGCCGGGAUGAGAAAUAUCCAUGACAACAAGGUCUCUGGACAGCUAUCAAAUAACUCCAAUCACAAUGCACAAGUUGGUUCCAAUGAUACCUACAUGAACAUGACACAGAGAUUGGGAAAUGAGGCAAAUGGCUCCUCUACGAAAGGCGCUGCAUUUUCUGUGGGAUCUCCAAAUUCUUCAUGUUCUCCUGCGGCGCACGAAGAGACCACAAAACGGUCAAGGGUCAUCAUACAGUCACCCAAUGAUCUGCCCGACAAACGUGUAACUUCAGUGGAGUACAAAAAGAAACAUAAAGAAAGGAACAAAGAGGAAUAUGAACAAAUUGACAAAAAUGCUUUGUACGACAUAGUAAGCUCACCAAUGAAGGACUCCUCAAGGCUGACUUUAAAACUGACGAGAGUACGAUCUUCUGACACGGAUCACUCUGGAGACAUGCCCGCUGUAGAAAAUGCCAAUCACGUGGAUACUAGUGUAAUGAAGGAUACUCCGUCGUCAAGGACAACCCAAGAGUCUUCACAGAAGCCAGAAGCCGAGGAGCAGGCAAACUGUCAUCUGCCUGUCGUCCAACACAACGCAAAGGACACCGGUGAUGAAGCUGAGACAGACGCACUUUCAGAGUCUGAGAGAGUAGAACAUGAGUCAUCAUUCGAGAAAGAACGCUGGAAUAAGGAUGUUCAGGACAAAGACAAACCGCUGAAGAAACGAAAACAGGACUCUUAUCCUCAGAAACCUGGAGUUGGAGGCUUUUCUGAAGCAGGGGAUGGACAGAAGGGUAACCGUAGCAGCAAGAUGACACCCAGAAAGACUGUUGCUACGAAUAACGGUACAGGUCGACCGGCUUUGAUGGUCAGUAUAGAUCUGGAGCAAGCUGGCCUAGGAAAAGCACAUCCUGUAGUGGUCCUGGAACCUCGAGAGAUUUGUGAAGAUCACCUUAAACGCCUCAAAUCGAAGUCAGAAGAUAAGGGCAAAGUUGUUGAAAACCAAACCUUCAUAAAACAACAUACAGACAACUCUAGAAAGUUUGAUACUCAUAAAAACCACCAGGAAAGUCAGAAGGAAAAAACGCAAAAUGUCCCAAACGACACCAGUGCAGAAAACAAUGAGACGGAAACACUACGUCAGAAACAUAAAGCCAAUUUAGAAACAACUUUGAAAGAGGAAAGAAACAACAGCAGCCAUCACUGCAACGCCCGCAUCCCUGAUAGUAAAAAAAUCAGUAAUAGCACAAAAAUUAAUACCUCCCCUGAAACGGAAAAGAACAGACACAAGGAAAAAGACAAAGAUCGAAGCAAAAGUGUGGAAAAAAUCAGAGAGAGUAACAAGGACAAACUCAAAAACAAGGAACCAAGCAAAGAUAGAAGAGACCAGAAUCCAAGUGAUGAGCGGAGUAAAACUAGAGAAGACAAGGAAAGGAGCGUUAACAAGGACAGAGACCGGGGCAGGGGUCAGCCUCAAGAAAAAGAACAAGACGUCGUUAAAGACCGGAGUCGAAACAGGGCUAAAGAGCUGGACACGGAUAAGGUCCAGAAAAAAGAUCAAGACCUGGACAAAGACGCAAAGCAGAAACGGGGUAAAGAAACUGAGCGAGACAAAAGGCAAGAGAAGCAGCAAGAUGUCGAAAAAAGUAGAAAUCGAAACAAGGACCAAGAACGAGAAAAGGCCAAAGUCCAAGAGAAAAUCCAGGAGCCAGCUAAAGAUGUGCAUCACAGUAAGGAUAAGGAGAAGACCAAGGAUAAAACCCAAACACAGGACCAAGCUCAAGAAAAAGAGCCCAAGUACAUUAAAGGCAAAGAGCGAACGAAGGAAAAAACACAAGAGAAGGAGCCAGAUCAUAAAAAAGAACGACAUCGCAACAGGGAAAGAGAACGGGAAGCUGAAAGGAUUCAAGAAAGAAAUAAAGAGUCAGACAAAGACCGCAGACGCAGUAAGGACAAAGAGAGGGAUCAAGAUCAAGACAAAACUCGAGGAAACGACAGAGAUCGCUGCAGAGGCCGUGGAGAUGAACGCGAGCGAGACGGGGAAAAGAAGCAGAGACUGGCACAAUCUGAGGAGAACUAUAACAGACAGAGUGGUGACCAGUCCGCUAAACCCGACUGCCCUAAAGCGAAGCACGAUGGGAGUAAAAGAUCCGCCGAGCUCAACAGACGAUCAAAGACGGAAAGUACGUCUUCUUCUAACAAGGAAGACCGAAAAGGUAGUGGUCAGACUGCAGAUAAACACACCGUGGAAAGCAAGGCCAGUGAGUUUCCCUCGUACCUCCUGGGCGGCACAGGAUCAAAUUUGAAAAACUUUGUAAUUCCUAAACUGAAGCGAGACGCAACUUCUAAAUGUGUCGAUGGGCUGAUUGAACCCAGAGUCGUGCUGGACAGAGUGUCACUGGUUAAGAAUCUCGCUAAAUCAUCCAAGCCUGUAAUUGUGCUUAAGAGACUCAGCAUUGACGAAGUAAAACGAAUAAUCAGGGACAGUAGGAACGUCCGCUCAUCCAAAUCAGAAAUGUUAUCGAACAAGCGUAGACACAGUGUAGUCAGUAAGAAACCCAAGUAUGUUAUUUCUGACUCUGAAGAAGACAGCGAAGACCCUGAAGACUCUGAUGACGGGGUUGUGAGAAAAAAAUCCAGGAAAGACAAUGACAAGUCCUGGAAAUGUGAGGAGAAAAGAGGUCGUUCUUCGAGCGGGCGCCAUCGCGAUCGAAGUCCAGAAGAUUCAGAUGAAAGUUCUCCUCCGCCGAACCUCACUGCUGUUGCAAGAAAACUAAGCAAAAAGGAGAAGCAGAAAAAUAGAAAGUCAUAUGAGCCGAAGCAGACGGUUGAAGAAAUGAUGGAUUCAUCCACAUUCAAGAGGUUCACAGCCACCCUGGACAGUAUCCUAGAGAAUCUGGAAGAUGCAGAUUUUACUGCCACGGAUGAUGAUGAAAUACCUCAGGAACUUUUGCUUGGACAGCUUCAGUUGAGUGAACUCAGCAGUGACUCUGCUAAGAUUAAAGCUAUGGGUAUUUUCAAUAAGAUUCCCUCUGAAAGACUGGUCAAAGUUUUGAAUAUUCUGGAGAAGAAUAUUCAGGACAGUGUCAAACUUUCAACAUUAAUGCAUUAUGAUAAUGAGUCAAUGGAUGAAGAGAAGCUGUGGCGUGACCUCAUCAUGGAGCGAGUGGUCAGAUCUGCAGAUGCCUGUCUGACCGCCCUCAACAUCAUGACCUCUCCGCACAUGCCCAAAGCGGUUUACAUCGAGGAUGUGAUUGAGAGAGUGUUGCAGUACACCAAGUUCCACCUCCUGAACACUCUUUACCCUCAGUAUGACCCCGUGUACAGGGUGGAUCCUCACGGAGGUGGUGUCCACAGUUCAAAAUCCAAAAGAGCCAAGUGUUCCAGCUCCAAACAGAAGGUGGUGGUGAAGCUCUACAAUAAAGUGUGUGAUGUUGUGGGGAGUAUGUCCGAGCUCCUGGAGAUUCAGCUGCUCACUGACACCACUAUCCUCCAGGUGUCCACACUGGGCAUUACUCCUUUCUUUGUGGAGAAUGUGAGUGAGUUGCAGUUGUGUGCGAUCACACUCGUGACGGCGGUGUUUUCACGAUAUGAGAAACACAGACAGCUCAUUCUUGAAGAGAUUUUCACCUCCUUGGCAAGACUGCCCACCAGUAAACGCAGCCUCAGGAACUUUAGGUUAAGCAGUGACUCAGACGGUGAAUACGUUUACAUCCAGAUGGUCUCUGCCUUGGUCCUUCAGCUCAUCCAGUGUGUGGUUCAGUUACCGUCUGAAAGAGACGGAGAAGAAGAACACAAUAAGAAGGUCGAUAAAGACGUCCUCAUCACAAACGCUUAUGAAACAGCCAUGAGGACUGCGCAGAAUUUUCUGUCAGUUUUUCUUAAAAAGUGUGGGAGUAAACAGGGCGAGGAGGACUACAGGCCUCUGUUUGAGAACUUUGUCCAUGACCUGCUGUCCACUGUGAACAGGCCCGAGUGGCCUGCAGCUGAACUGCUGCUCAGUUUACUGGGGAGGCUGUUGGUUCACCAGUUCAGUAACAAACAAACAGAAAUGGCUCUCAGGGUGGCGUCGCUGGAUUACCUGGGCACUGUGGCCUCUCGCCUUCGCAAAGACGCCGUCACAAGUAAAAUGGAUCAAAAAGUCAUUGACCGCAUCCUGAGGGAGACUCCAGGCAAUGAUGAGGUGCAGCAGCUCCAAAAGGCCUUACUCGAUUAUAUUGACGACAACGUGGAGACAGACACGUCUUUACUGUUUGCGAGGAACUUUUACAUUGCUCAGUGGUACAGAGACGUCACAAGCGAAGUGGAUAAGGCCAUGAAGUCUCAAAAGGAGAGGGACGAGGACUCAAAGUAUUAUUCUAAGGAGGUUGAAUCGACCGGGGACAUCAUGCACAAAGCAGAGACAAGGAAGAAGUUUCUUCGUAAAGUUAUAAAGACGUCACCCUCUCAGUUUAGCUCUUUAAAGAUGAAUUCAGACGUAGUGGAUUAUGAAGACUGCAAUCUCAUUGUCAGAUAUCUGGCCUCCAUGAGGCCUUUUGCACAGAGCUUUGAUAUAUAUUUAUCACAGAUUUUACGGGUGUUGGGCGAGAGUGCGAUAGCAGUCCGAACAAAAGCUAUGAAAUGUCUUUCUGAAGUGGUGGCUGUCGAUCCGAGCAUUUUGGGCCGAACGGAUAUGCAGCGUGGGGUCCACUGUCGUCUUAUGGACAACUCCACCAGUGUGCGAGAGGCGGCGGUGGAGCUGCUCGGCCGCUUUGUGCUCAGCCGCCCUGAGCUCAUUGAGCAGUACUACGACAUGCUCAUUGAAAGAAUACUGGACACAGGCAUAAGUGUCAGAAAGCGAGUUAUAAAAAUCCUGAGAGACAUUUGCCUUGAGCUGCCAGACUUCCACAAAAUCACUGAGAUGUGCGUGAAGAUGAUCCGCAGAGUGAACGAUGAAGAGGGCAUCAAGAAACUAGUCAAUGAAACGUUUCAAAAACUCUGGUUUACUCCAACACCGAAUCAUGAUAAAGAAGCAAUGACGCGCAAGAUUCUCAACAUUACAGAUGUGGUCUUGGCUUGUAAAGACACUGGUUAUGACUGGUUUGAGCAACUUCUUCAGAAUCUGUUAAAAUCAGAGGAAAAUGCCUCUUACAAACCUGCCAAAAAGGCGUGUAUCCAGCUGGUGGACAGUCUCGUCGAGCACAUCCUGACGUACGAGGAGUCUCUCGCAGAGGACAAAGGGGUCAGCUCCGGCCGCCUGGUUUCGUGUAUAACCACACUCUACCUGUUCAGCAAGAUCCGACCACAGUUAAUGGUUAAACACGCCAUGACCAUGCAGCCGUACUUGACGACAAAGUGCAACACUCAGAACGAUUUCAUGGUUAUUUGUAACGUGGCUAAAAUCCUGGAGCUCGUGGUGCCUCUGAUAGAGCACCCGAGCGAAGGCUUCCUCACGACGCUCGAGGAAGACUUGAUGAAGCUUAUCAUCAAAUACGGCAUGACGGUCGUCCAACACUGCGUGAGUUGUCUCGGCGCUGUCGUGAAUAAGGUCACGCACAACUACAAGUUUGUCUGGGCUUGUUUUAAUCGAUACUAUGGGGCUUUGGCAAAACUGAAAACUCAACAUCAGGAGGACCCCACCAGCCCGACUCUGGUCAACAACAAGCCCACACUCCUGCGCUCGCUGUUCACCGUGGGGGCUCUUUGUCGACACUUUGACUUUGACCUGGAAGAGUUCAAAGGAGCCACAAAGAUCGUGAUCAAAGACAAAGUUCUGGAGCUGCUGAUGUACUUCACCACUCACCAAGACGAGGAAGUGCAGAUUAAGGCGCUCAUCGGACUGGGCUUCCAGUUCAUCAUGUACCCAGAGCUGAUGUUUGUGCAAGACGUGAAGGUCUUGUACAACAACAAUCUGUCCGACGAAAGCGUGUCGGUCAGUUUGAAGAUACAAGUGUUGAAGAACCUCCAGACGUAUCUUCAGGAGGAGGACUCUCGGAUGCAGGAGGCGGAUCGCGAAUGGAAGAAGACGGCGAAACAGGAGGAUCUGAAGGAGAUGGGGGAUGUCUCGUCAGGCAUGAGCAGCUCGAUAAUGCAGAUUUACUUAAAGCAGGUGCUGGAGUCUUUCUUUCACACCCAGUCGACUGUGCGCCAUUAUGCCCUUAAUGUGAUCACACUAACUCUGGGUCAGGGGCUUAUACACCCUGUACAGUGUGUGCCGUACUUGAUUGCUAUGGGAACAGAUCCUGAGCCAACCAUGAAAAACAAGGCAGACAACCAGCUGGUGGAGAUCGACAAGAAAUACUCAGGUUUCAUCCAUAUGAAAGCUGUUGCUGGUUUGAAGAUGUCAUAUCAAGUGCAACAGGCCAUACACGGAUCCAAAACCGCAGUGGUCCGAGGUUUUCGCCCUGACGACAGAGACUCCGCCCUCUGCUCUCACCUCUACACGAUGGUCCGUGGAAACCGCCAGCACAGACGAGCUUUCCUCAUAUCACUGCUCAACUUGUUUGACGACAGCACUAAAACAGAAGUCAACAUGGUGCUGUUUGUAGCAGACAACUUGGCGUGCUUUCCGUACCAGACACAAGAUGAGCCACUGUUUAUAAUGCACCAUAUUGAUAUUACUCUAUCUGUGUCUGGUAGCAAUCUCCUGCAGUCUUUUAAAGAGUCUUUACGAAAGGAACCAGUGCCCCGACAGAAAAACGCAAAGAAAAAAGAGAAGAAGAAAAAGAAACACAAAAAGAGAAAAUACAACUCUGAAGAUGAAGACGACAGCAGCGAGGAAAGCAGCAGCAGCUCCAGCAGCAGCAGUGAGGAAGAGGAGGAACAGGUGGUCCGAAAGAAAACCAAGUCCGCGGAUUCAGACUCGGAUUUGGACGAUGAGGAUGCAGUUUUAGACCGUCUACCUGACAACCCCGGUCCUCUGCUGGACUUUGCCAGUGCCUCGCAAGGUGUACUGCUAUUGCUAAUGCUAAAACAACACUUAAAGAAUCUCUAUGGCUUCUCUGACAGCAAAAUCCAAAAGUAUUCCCCAACAGAGUCGGCCAAAGUCUAUGACAAGGCAGUGAACAGAAAGUCCAGUGUGCAUUUUAACCCUCGACAAACACUGGAUUUCCUAAAGACCGAUCUCGCUAACACGAAUCUCAACUAUGAAUCCAAGAGAAAUAUUGUGAAGCAGUUCUUAGAUUUCAAGUUACUGAUGGAGCAUUUGGAUCGUGAAGAGGAGGAGGAGGAUGGUGAAGCUAACGCCAAUGCCAAAAACAAAGUCAUUACGUCCCUGCUUAAAGGUCCAAAAAUACAAAGCAACAACCAUCACACUGAAGCUGCUCCAGUAGAGACGAGCGAUGAAGACAGCGAGGAUGACAGUCCUCCAGCGAGGAAACCAAGAAAAGGUGGUGAGGCAGCUGAAGAUUCAGGUCAAAAGAACGAACCUGUGGAGGUCAUGGACAUCAUCGCCACCUUCUGUCCUAAAUACAAAGACCGGCCACAGAUCGCCAAGGUUGUUGAGAAAAACAGAAAAGGCUACAGUAUACACUGGAUGACAGGAACUUACUCUGGGCCUUGGUCAGUUGCAAAGAAAAAGGACGGUCGCAAAAAGGUGCCUUGGGUCGACACUGUCAAAGAAUCGGACAUAAUUUACAAGAAAAUAACUCUGACAAGUGGACAGAAGCUCUCAAACAAAGUAGUACAGACACUCCGGGCGCUUUAUGCUACCAAGGAUGCAUCAAAGAAAUAAAUGACUCCCACGAUGUUAACUAUGCUGUAGAGAAAACGUAAGAGGCAGUGGCAGUACGUUAACAUUGACCUUUUUGAAAACAAGACUGAUGUAAAUGUUAAAGAUGCAUACCAUAAGAAGGAAAUGUUUAGGAAAACAUUGUAUGGGAGUUCCUUCGCUGUUGUGCAGCAACUCUGUUUUUGAUUUUUACUCCCACUGUAUAAUAGUUUAAAACAUGUUUAUAUCUGAACAUAAUUCUGUAAAAAAUAAGUGAAUGUUGGAAGUUAGUGUAUUCAUGCUGUUCUUAAUAAAGUGUUUUUUGGAGUUUAAACUAGCAUCAGAUCUUUUAUUUACAAGAGUCUGAAAUAACCAUUUUUCUGUUUUUGUUUCUGGAUUUAUAGUUGCUACACUGCAACAUGUAAAUGUGUUUGUUUUUAAACCAAGCAGUAUGUGCCAAUAUACAGGGGAAUUUGACGUUUUUUAAUGUAUAUUUUGAUGUUAUAUAAAAAAGUGCUGAAAAGAUUUCCCCCUGUAUCUUUGAAGUCAAUACUGCAAUAAAUCAUCCCCCUGCCUUU